AUGGGCAGCGUUGGCAGUGGAGCCUCCAGCCAGCGGGCCAUCACCAUGCGCAGUGUGGGCACACGCACCACCCCCAACGGCCCCCUGGCGGCUGUGCCGCCCCCCAACCCCACCGCCCGCCGUCGCCUGGACGACCGCAGCUUCAGCGCCGAUCGCCUCCCACCGCCGGGCACAAAGUCAGCGGGCGUGUCGGCAGACGAGCGCACUUGCGGCGUCGAGCGGGAGUGCUAUGGCAACGGGCGUGGUGGGCAUGCAGAUUCGGAGCGCGGCCUGGGCAACGGCGCUGGCCGGCAGCAUGCGGGUAACGGCCCAUUCGCCAAUGGCGGCGGGAGGAGGGAGGGCCACAGGCGGGGCGAGAGUCUGGACCUGUGCGGGAACAGCGUCGUUCUCAACAAUGACAAGAACAGCCACCAGGCACCCAUGCAACACAAGGACAAGUGCAAAGCCAAGCUGGACAACCAUAACCCCCCCAACAUUACGCCCAUCUCUGGCAAGCUGGAACAGGCACAGGACCCAGACACGCUGGUCCGUCCCUCUGCCUUCAAACCUGUGGUGCCCAAGAGCUUUAACUCCAUGCAGAACCUGGUGUGCCCCCUGCAGGCUAGCACAGGUGUAGGAGGGGGCCCAGGCAGUGGGGCCAAUGGGGGCAGUGGGGGUGACAGAGGGGGGCAGGCCGCUUCUGGAUCCCGGCGGGACCAGGACAGUCCCAGUGGGCAGGGGAGCCAGUCCGGGGGUGGCCGGGCGGCACAGGGCAGCCUAUCAGACUCUGGGAGGAACUCUCUGACCAGCCUGCCCACCUAUGCAGGCUCGGGUUAUGGGCCGCCCCCGGCCCUAGGGCCCCUCAGUGCCUCCACCAGCCACAUCAACCGGCUGGGCACGGCCGGCCUGGACAAGCCAGACAAGCCAGGCUACCAGAACGGCCUGAGCGCCUCGGACAGCGGCCGCUCGUCCUCGGGCAAGAGCUCCUCUUCUUACCAGCGGCUCAGCCACCUGAGCGACGCACCCGUACCCCUGCGACCCUCGCCAUCCUCCGACGAUGUCAUCCGCGACCUGGAGGACCGCCUGUGGGAGAGGGAGCAGGAGGUCCUCCACAUGCGGCGGAACCUGGACCAGAGCGAGGCGGCCAUCGCGCAGGUGUUUGAGGAGAAGCAGCGCGUGUGGGAGCACGAGAUGGAGGAGCUGCGUCAGAACUACGCGGGGCGGCUGCAGCAGGUGACGCGCCGCGCCCAGCGCUCCCAGCAGGCCCUGCAGGCCCAGAUCGCCCGGCUGCAGCAGGACAAACGCCGGCUGCAGGAUGACAUGACCGUGCUCCUGGCCCAGCGCGAGGAGCUGGAGAAGAAGUGCCUGGACUUCAGGAAGGAGCAGGCUGACCUCCUGCCCAAGCUGGAGGAGACAAAGUGGGAGGUGUGCCAGAAGGCGGGCGAGAUCUCCCUCCUGAAGCAGCAGCUCCGAGAGAGCCAGGGUGAGGUGACCCAGCGUGCGGGUGAGAUGGUGGCCCUCCGAAACCAGCUGAAGGAGCUCAACGCCCAGCUGAGGGAGCGGGAGGAGGCGGAGAUCAGCCUCAAAGAGUCCUUCUGCACGAAGACCCUGGAGCUGGAGCGCUGCGAAGCCGAGCUGCAGGCCAUGCUGGCCGAGGUAACCGUGCUGCGAGACAAGCUGAGCGCGUUCGAGGCGGAGGUGGCUGGACUGAAGAAAGCCCUGAGUGAGCUCAGCGGCAGUGGCUCUACUCUCAGCCGCACGCCCGAGCCCAGCCUGGCCGACGUGGGCCAUCUGGUGCUGUCCCGCAGCAGAGAGCGCCUCCUCUCGCCCCUGAGCCCACCGGAGGGCCCCAGCUCACUGCCUCCUCUGCCCCUGCCCGCUCCGCCUGCCCCAGACGCUCUGCUCAGCCUGCAGAGCGACGACUCCAAGGUGCAGAGGCAGGAGGCGGGUGAGCUGCGGCGGCAGCUGGAGCUGCUCCAAAGCGAGCUGCGCGUGGAGCGGCAACAGCGCGAGCGUCAGGCCCUCACCUUCGCCCAGGAGCGCCACACCUGGCAGGGGGAGAAGGAGCGUGUGCUCAAGUAUCAGGCGCAGCUGCAGCUCAGCUACGUCGAGAUGCUGCAGAAGAACCAGGCCUUGGAGGAACGCGUGGACCAGCUCGGGGUGCAGCUCUCCAUCCCUGUCCCGCCCCCGGCCCUGCCCCCAGACCCACCCCCAACUUUGGCCCUACCCUCGCCGGGCUCGUCGCCACCCAAUGCGAUCAGCCCAGAGGUCCCCAUCCUGGCACCCAUAACCGUGUCGCUUACGUCUCCGACCCCCCCAGCUGAGGAAAAGAAGAUGCCUGUGCUCCAUCAGCUGGCGCCCCCCUGGCCUGUGCCCACACGCUUGGAGAGGAUCGAGUCCACAGAGAUCUGACAGCGGGUGAAUGUGACCUCUUUGAUGCAGUACCACUUAGAGCACCAGUUACAAUAGUGUUAAGUACAACCACCUCCCCCACCCCCCACUAAUCCCCCUGCACCAAAACAAAAAAGGUCUGCAACUUCUGAGGAUAGUCCAAGGAUGCCCUGCUGAAUGAGGCUGACAGGGUUGAGGGGUGAAAUCUGGGAUAUGGUUAUGUGAGGCUUCAUUGACUGGCCUAGAAACAUUCUUGUGUCUUGAAAGGCGUUGGUUUAGUAUUGUGUGUAGGUGGAGUUGGCUCCAAAUCUGUAGCUAAGGAGAAAGAGUAGCUGGAUUUAACACUCAGGGGAUAUGGGAUUAGGGAUUAAUAAUCCAGAUUAAAGGCAAGGGAUCAGGCAUUAAUAAUACAGUCUUAAGGAUAGACUGUUGGAGCUUUUAGCCAGGGUACCCUCCUAUCAGGAGAGUAUCUGUCUGACACCGGCUCUCAGUAUACCAGUCACGAUGCCAAACUCACACGUCAUCAUGGUUGAACUUCUAUGACCUGAAUCCUAACAUAGAUCUAAACAGACAUCAGACUAAAGUCUAGAAACACUGUGGGUAUAAGUUAUAUGUUACUCUUUAAAUUGUUCUUCAACUACACCAAGCCCACAACAAACAGCUUGAUAAACAAAAUAUGGGAAAAAUAUGAGUUUUUUUUUGUAAUUUUAAUGAGAAGCCACAUGGAGAUGAGAUGCUCUCCUGUUUAUGGUGCUUGUCCAUACCACACAAUUGUUUUUCUUGGUUUGUUUGUUUAUUUAUUUGUUUUAUUUUUGAACAGAAGGACCAAAUAUCUAUGAGGUGUUGCUGGUCUUGAGGUCUCUUGUAGUGGGUGUAGUUCAAGUAUUUAUUACCAAUGGACUCCAGCGCCUUAGGGUAUGUUUUUUUUUUUUGUGUGUGUGUGUGUGGGAGUUCACCUCAACCCCCUGUGCUCUUAGCAAAAGCAGUGGCGGAGGACUAACGUGUGGUCAUUUUGACUCAGAACUUAUUACCAGAACAUCACUUUUGCCUUUUUUUUUUGUUUUGUUCCAUGUUUCUAAACAACGUAGAAUAUAUUAGAAAGAGCGUGAGAGUGAGGUGUUAAAAAAACACAAAUUGGUUAAUGCACUUUGCUUUGGUCUCAGACAAUGUUUUUCUUUUAAGAGAGGUGUGAAUUGUGAACGAACAGCAUAUCUGCUGGGUGACGUUUGGCUUAUGAAGCUGCCGGUUAGAGGAGGUGCAAGCGGCUGAGCCAAAACAAAAAAUUUAAAUAAAAAAAAAAUAAAUAGACAAUGCUAUGAGGGCAAUCGGAAUAGUAUGUGGGUAAGGGUGCACUUUUGAAGUACACCCCGCAAGUUGAUAAAUUGAUUAUAUGAGCAGGAACGUAUCUUCUUCCAAAAAGAAUAUGUGUCAAUGUAUACUUUCUGAAAGUAUCAUUUAGAAUAUUUGACUUUAAAAAUAUAAUAUGCAGUAGAUUGAAGUGGUGUUCACCGUGUACACAGGCUGCAUUGCCAUAUAUGAAUGAGUUAUAAAGACUUAAGUGUGGAUCGUGUGGAUGUUGAGGGGGAUUAGGUAGUGAGUUUGUGUAGUAUGAAUUAAGACUGUGGGAAGAAAAGGGUUAGAUAAAUUUACAACAGGUGGUGACAAGACAACAGAGGUGGUAAAGUGGUAGCAUUUAAAAAAAGAACUAUAACACCUUCUGUCACAAAGCUUACAGCAGUAUCAUAAGCCCUGUUUUAUGACCGUUUGGGGCACAGAGAAUCACUGGCCGUGCAACCUCAAAAGGUCACUGACAUGAAGGCUGCUUUGAGAAAGGCCCCUAUUCCUGCUAGGAAUAUCCGCCAGUGAAACAAUGUCUCGGCUGGGCUGAUCAGACACAUGCUUCCCAACCGCAAACAGGUGCUUUUGUAACAAUAAUACUUUGAAGAAUUAUCCUUUGGAGAAACAGGGGCCCUCUCAGCACAGACAGACCUGAUUUAACUCAUAAGCAAAUUACACUACUCUGGUUCUUUUGUGCUGAAGUAAAUUAUUAUUAUUAUUUUAAUACAGAAAACUGGCACAUUAAAACAAUUUGGGCUGUCCCAUGACACACAGCUAUAACAUGACACCCUCAAUGACCUUGCCCCUACCAUUAAAUAAUGCCACAGUUUGUGGCAGCCUCGUGUAUACAUCCCAAAUGAAACACUGCUGCUUUUUGUGACAUCAAAAUAGAUUUAAUUUUGCCAGUUAUGCUACAUGGCUUUGAUAUUUGUCUCACACGCACCUAACUUUAUUACUGCAUGUGCCGUUCUGAUCACAGCCAAGCGUAGUCUGAAACUGCCUACUGAUUUGAGAUUAAUUAUCUGAUCUUUCAUAGCUUUAUGACAUUGGGUGUUAGGUGAGUACAAAGCUUUAGAUGGACACCACCCCUCCACUGAUUCUGGCCACAUUUGCUGCUAUGUAAUUCUGUUGUGUCCUGCUAUGUUCUUGGUAGAAACAAAGGGGCAGUUGACUGCAUGUAAAUAUCAUUGUUAUUUAUGUGUACAUAUCUAUUCUAUCCAAAUAUACUGAGCUAUUGCGUGUGAAUACUUUUGUGAAUUAAUGAGACUGACAUGUCAGCUUUUAUUUUUCAAACUAUCAAUAUAGGAAUAUAAUAUAUGAAUCUUUAAAAAUUUCAGUCGGCCAUUACAUGUAACAAUCAAAGUAAAUACAUGAAAGCUCCUCAUGUUUUUCCCCCUCUGUCUCACAGUUCUUAAAAUGUAAGAAGGAAGGACAAACUGUCACCGAUGUUUUCAUUCUGAUUUUUUAUGCUUCAAAAUCGCUUGGGGAAAAAAAAGCAUAUCUUAGCAAAUAUGAACUCAAAUAAUAAAGAUGUGAAUAAAAACAAAUUUUCACCUAG
This is a messenger RNA of Electrophorus electricus (electric eel), 5266 nucleotides long. It is a transcript of the gene lzts3a, whose product is annotated as leucine zipper, putative tumor suppressor family member 3a. Gene Ontology annotation, biological process: regulation of dendritic spine morphogenesis. Gene Ontology annotation, cellular component: dendritic spine. NCBI's taxonomy places the organism in Eukaryota, Metazoa, Chordata, Actinopteri, Gymnotiformes, Gymnotidae. The record is from RefSeq and is a predicted model, not a curated record.